AUGUCUCUAAAAGCGAUCUCUGCAAAGGAUGCCGUAUCCCUCGACAAAGAUCUUAUGGAAUUGGGCGGCUGGUCUCUCGACCAGUUGAUGGAACUGGCGGGGCUCUCCGUAUCUCAAGCUGUCUGGAAGGUUCAUCCCCUUAGCGCCGGCAAGAAUGUGCUUGUCGUAUGCGGACCUGGUAACAACGGCGGAGAUGGUCUCGUCGCAGCCCGUCAUCUAGCUCAAUACGGCUAUAAGCCAUCUGUCUACUAUCCCAAAGAAGGCAAGAACGAACUAUACAAGGUAAAGCCCGGUACAAGGACCCAAACAGAAUCCCAAUUUAACAACUCCAAGCGCCUGAAAAUCCAACUUCAAAAUCUAUCUGUGCCCUUCAUAACAGACUUCUCAACCGCAUUGAAAGAAACACACUUCCUAGUGGAUGCCAUUUUUGGCUUCUCCUUCGGCGGCCCGCUUCGUGAUCCGUUUGGGCCCAUUGUGUCACAGAUCGAAGCUGCUUCUGUCCCCGUACUAAGCGUCGAUGCACCCAGUUCAUGGGAUAUUCAAAGUGGGCCACCCAAAGAAGGACCGGGAGCAAAGUUCAUGCCGCAAGCGCUUAUCAGUUUGACUGCCCCGAAGCCUUGUGUGAAGUUUUAUAAGGGACGGCAUUUCAUUGGAGGUCGGUUCUUGUCUAGGGAUAUCACGGACAAAUAUGGGUUGGAUUUGCCACCGUACCCUGGAAUUGAACAGGUUAUGGAAGUGGGGGUUAAUGCAGAGGGUAGACUUUAA
Molecule: messenger RNA, 765 nt
Organism: Penicillium angulare
Lineage: Eukaryota; Fungi; Ascomycota; Eurotiomycetes; Eurotiales; Aspergillaceae
Product: NADHX epimerase
Exons: 4
Coding region: 1-765 (254 amino acids)
Cellular component (GO): mitochondrion
Molecular function (GO): NAD(P)HX epimerase activity
Source: RefSeq, a predicted model, not a curated record